AUGGUAGUUUCACGUGGGAGAGACGACGAUGGGACCAGCAACGCCGCCGCCGUAGUUCCAAGAAAGAACCACCACCGCAGCGGAGAUGACGGCGGCGGAGAUGAGAUCGUGUGCACGGGGAAGGCGUGCAAGUCAUGCACGGCGGGGAUGAUCGCCGACUGCGUGGCGGUGUGUUGCUGCCCCUGCGCGGUGGUGGACAUCCUGGUCCUGGCAUUGUUCAAGGUCCCGUGGACGCUGGGCCGGAAAUGGCUGAAGAGGAAGAAGAGAAACGGCGGCGGUUCUCGGCGGAUAUGCAGUCGCCGGAGCGACGGGAUUCCGAGAAUGGGAAGCGUGGAAGACGAGACAUCGGGAAUGGGAUCGUCCGUGUCGGUGUUUGGGAUUCGAGAACAAAUGGGAAAAGACAAUUUUAGUGCAAGGUUUGAUUCCGAGGAGGUUUGGUUAGACUUGUAUCAGGUUGGUCAUUUGGGGUUUGGAAGGGUUUCUUUCACUGAAAUUCCACCUCAAUGCAAUUAA
Ipomoea nil (Japanese morning glory) is the source of this 513-nucleotide messenger RNA. RefSeq lists its product as uncharacterized. Lineage: Eukaryota; Viridiplantae; Streptophyta; Magnoliopsida; Solanales; Convolvulaceae. The transcript has a single exon. Bases 1 to 513 code for a protein of 170 amino acids. The record is from RefSeq and is a predicted model, not a curated record.